AUGGCGGACUGCAUUGGUUCCGCUGACCAGGUACCCACUCUGAGAGGCUUCCUUGCAGAGUUGCGUAGCAUCCUGCAGACUCCAAUUGCCCGUUUCAUGGGAGGCACGGCGCCAGUGGCCCCAGUGCCGGCUUCGGGGCCAUCCACACAGUCUCAGGGGAGUGCUCCUAAUCAGCCACUUUCACAUUGUUCUGCUCAGUGUUCAGCCGCAUUGGCUGUGCCGGAAGUUUCAGCGCCAUCGACUGAAGACGUAGACGUCGAGGAGGAGGAUGAAGAAGAAGAUGACAUCUUCGGCAACGAGGAUGAAGAGGAUGAAUUUGGCGAUGAAGAGGACAACCCAGACAUUUCGGACCAGCGAGAUUUCCUCGGUGAGGUCUUCCACCGCCCUUCUCGGCCCCGCCUGCCGCCCAGGCAGCGCAAAUUUGCUAUUAAAAGAGAUGAUUUAAGGUCCGGGGGUGGUAUUCUCUUCCGUCUUACCCUAAACAACUCGGACUCCUCUCUUCACCAGCCCAGGUCGUCGUCGGAGGGGCUAGAGAGACCCUGUCCUCUUCUUGUACCCACUAUUAUCCGACCUCAGUCCAGUGAAAAUGUCUACUUCCUUGAGCACGACCCCCCGGCUCGCCGUAACUGUGAUUUCUCACUAAGCCGAACGGGGAAGUUGUGCAAACGACAUUCUCAGAAGCAGCUGGGUUCUUCUGCUGGUACUACCGCUGACUGUAACAGUCGGCUACCGCAGCUUGUCAGAACUGGUCGACAUGAUCUUCAGUCCGCAUCCAAACCUCUCCUGCUAACAACUGCUGAGAUGGAUGCUGCUGCCAUCCCACCAGAAUCCGAAAAUCUUCCCGAGCAGAUCAUCAGAUGUCUCUUCCAAGGUACUGUCUUUACUAAAAUGUUUCUUCUAAUUCAGAAGUAGAAGUAGAUGAGCUAACUCGUGAAAUGUUAACCGAAAUUCUGAAAUGCGUUUCCGACUCGAAAGGAUUACCUAAAUGGGGUGUGGUAUUAAUCAGCGUGUAGCAUAAUCGCAAGAUAAUGCAGAUACUUUGAGAUGCUGGCUUUUGAACGAACUUCUUUCCGGCCGCCGACAAAAUCUACACACUUCACAAAAUGACCACGUGUGUAGUAUAGAUUUUUCCUAUUGAUUUUCGAUACCCAUAUACAUUCAAAUAUAUUUCAUAGAAAACAUACAAAAAAUAUUCACUUUAACUAAUUUGGUAUAAAAUCAUGUCUUCUUUAAAUUUUUAAAUUAAACCAGCGACAUAAUAGGUUUUAAACAAGUCCUUAAUUAUGAGAUUUUUCAAGACCGUGAAGUGCCCGUUCACAACAUAGUUUUUCCCUGCAUUUCUUAAUGCUGCUUGUAAAGUUUACAAUAUGGCUCAAAUCCACUGCUCAAUUUUACGAAUCCCUUAUGGUCUCCUCUUAAUACCGUAUAGAAGUGUAUGAUUUUCCGUGCGCGGAAAGUAUGCAGCUUGUAGUUUGAAAUUCCUGAAUGCAAGUGUAACAGCAGGUCGGUUUCGAAAUUAUUUGGGAAUUGGAAAGUUCUUUUGAAACCGAAUUAUACCCCUAUUUUGAGUAUACAAUUUAAAGAAGAAUUAAUUUUCUACCAAAUGAGUGAAAAUGCAUAUUUCUGUAUGUUUUCUGUGAAGCAUAUUUGAAUUUACAAGAACAUCUGUGGAUUUUUUAAUCGACAUUUAUUCUUGACGUUGCGGACAAUUGGUGAUAACGAAUUUAAAGAAACAAGAAAACUCUCAUCCAGGAACGGCAUCAAAGUCAUAUAAUGACUCUUUACUAACAUAGAGACAGCUAUUUAGGUCUUCUGUCACGAUGCAUCCCCAAAGGGUUUUCCAUAAGUUUUCUCGGAGAGGCUUCUAACAAAGAAAAUAUUCUACCAUACCGUUUCCGGCUUACUCACCGAAAUCAGGCGUCUCUCAUUUUCAGGGCCACGGUCGCCUAUCGCAAGUCUACAUUUACGAUCAGAGAACUCACAUGUCAUUGAAUUUCAGGGAUUGGAUGCCGUUUGGUUUUGAUAGUUCUCAACACAGCCUUUGAAUAAAUGUCCAGCCUGUACGGCGGUGAUUGCAUACACAACUACGUAACUACGGUCUACUCUCGCUCUCCCCGCACUCUGUUGGGUUUUAAAGGAAGCCGCUUUGCCAGCCGUUAAUCUCCUGUGUUAUGCUAGACCUGUCGCUACCGCCCCUUGAAUACUUGUUAUCGGAUUUAAGCGUUCUUAUUUCACGUUUGGCCUUUACAGAAGAUAGUUGCACUAUCCGCUGCUCCCAUACAGCCUCAUUUCCGGGUUCCUUUCCUCCCGCGACAUCGUAAGACGCCCCUUAAAUAAAGGUCACUGUUCUGUCUCGUGAAAAGGGCUUUAAGGUCCUUCAAUUUAGUUUCAUAGUGUUGCCAUUCAUUCCUAUUUUUUGAAACUUUAGUUGUGAGCAGCACUUCCGGCAUCUUUGGUGCCUUAUUCGGCGACCGCGAAUUUUAGGCUUGCUGGUGCUGUGCACUGGUACAACACGAUAUUCCAUUGAGGCCUGUUGAGAACCCAACCAGCUCUAUUAAGUCGGGACCAGUCUGCAACGCGGUCGCUCUGCGUAUUAUUCUCCAGGUUAUUUCAUGUGGCUUCUGUGCACUUCCCUCCCUCCCCCCGCCCCUGCCAGCGCUAGGUAUGGAGGCAAAAAUUAAGACUACUACAAUUGCCACCACUCGUGAUGAAUGCUCGGCGAUUAGUGACUUGAACAUAGCCCUCAGUCAGCAUAGCAACCCCUUUCUACAGAUGCUGCAAUGCCCUUUGCCUCCCUCGGUUUCUUUCCCAAAUGGUUAGAGUUGUAAUAUCAAACGUAAGGCAAGUAGAUCUCUUGUUCCAGUGACCUAUUACAGUCCUCAGUCAUUGUUUAGAACCUGUCUUUUCGCAUGUGUCGGCGAAUUUACCUUUCGACUGGGGCCAUUUAUGGGGCACGCAGUAUUCCGCUCAGUGCUCAAUAAACCGUUUAGUCUCAACUUUUAUUGAUGCCACUUAAUGCAUGAACACCACUAAUGCUCAGUGCGGACGGAUCAAGAGUGAAGGAGAAUCAUAUGGCAGAACGUUAAGGUAUCAAAAUACCUCAUCGUUUCGCCAGAUCUCACCAACUAUUGAUACUGCGGGCAUGUUGCUUUCCUCUUUUAUGGUAGGCCACUUCUAAGUAGAAAACCUAUCAUUUGCUCCUGCUUUGAGAAAUAGCCGCAGGAGAUAUGGACAUCGCUUGCGAUAGUCGCUAUUGCCUGUAGCGCGGCGACGACGUCUUCUUCUCAGGUAGGAUCUGGGUACCCUAUGUGACCUUGAGUUACCUGAUAACUUGCUGAACAUCGCCGAUUUUGACGUUGUCUGGUUCGGGAUUAGUGGUUUAUCAGUUGACUUUGACCAAAUGUCAUUCCUCCAGUUACGUUAGAUAGUACCAACAAUGUUGGUAAUGAAAUUAACAAGUUAUUUUGACCCGACUGAGAAAAACUCCAUGACCUCGGUGGUCGAAACAACUGAAUCAAAAUAUGCCAGAACAAUUAUUAAAAGUAUCAAUGAAAAGGACACUUUCCUUUAAAUUCUUACUAAACUUGUGUUCCAUGCUCGCACAAAGGUUACCUCAAACAUAUCCUUCUUUCUUCCAGGUUUCACCGCCCUCCUAAAUGGUACAAAAAGUGAUCAGGACAAUUAUGCCUCCUUUGUGCAACUUUUGACGGUCGUCCUGGAUCAUUCCGUAAGUUUAAACAUUUUUAACCUUAUCUUUUCUUUACUACACUUGCACGGCCGUCGCUAGUUUUGCUUUAUGUGCGUUUGCGCCUUUUGUCAGAGAAUUAAAUGACUGGCAUAGGAGUCUUGCACAGAGGCAGAUAUAACCGUUUGCUGUGUUUCCUUCACAAACAUGCUCCUUGUCCAUUUUCUUUGCACUCGAGUUCCAUGGUUCUUGUACUUCGAUGAACUGUCGCCUCCGAGGCUGUUAUCUGAUUUUAUUAGAUAACAGAGACUUUGCCCAAACUGAACUUUAUUUUUAUCCUCUUAAACGCGCGGGAAGUCUAGUCAUCCGAGCUAUUCAUUUUCAUCAGUCCUGCCCGAAGGCCAGUGAACUAUUGACUCAUUUGUCUAUACCUUACAACCCGAGGAACGCUCAUCGUUUUCAGUCUAGUGGUAGUUCUUGACUGCAGUGCGGCUGAGUUAUGGCGUCCGUUUUUCCCUAACUCUUCCGACAGCAUUCAGACGAUAAAGGGCUACCCUGUAUGAUAUCAUUAAUGUCUAGGUGAAGCAAUAUAAGUAAGCGUUUUUCAGUUUUUGGAGGCUGUCGACAUGCACCUAACUAACCGAAUUCGCGUUUAAUGGAUUACCUAUUGCCAUGCUUGUAUAGCGGUGGGUACAACCGUGAAGUUGGGAGGGGGGUUAGCGAUUCGUUGUCCAUCAUACAUCUUUUUCUGGUUCAGUCUUUGUGCUGCCAAAUCUCGCUACCGGUCAUGUUAGACCGACGGUCUGCUCAGUGCAGUUCUACAGCACUCGGUGUAGACUGAUCCUGCUUCCAUAGGGAACAUCAGGGAAGUCGGAGCAACGUGAAACAGUGUGUUUCUGCUGCAGCCAGAUCGAUAAAGUGCCACUUCCAUCUGGUGUUGAUUCCUUUCUCGUUCCUUGCCUACCUCCGUAAGUAUCUCGCAGACAAUCUGAUCGUCGCCUUCUUCGGUGCUCUUACUGCCCGAGCCUACUUAGUGUAGCAUUCGUUUCCUGAACUGUCACGCUUGUCUUCAUGACUGUCGGACCUGGUUGACCGACAAUUUUUCCAGCUAACUCAGCCGUUGCUGUUGUCGGCUGCUGAGUCAGACUUCCGUGGAACACGUACGCUAGCCUCUUGUCUUCCUACUGUAGUAAACACGAUAAUUUUCUCAAAAUUACUCUCAGGUUGUAUCUCCUCUUCGCACCACAAUCACGAUCAACCGUGUCCCCGUGACUGAGAGCGAAGUAUCAUUACGCACUGUUUACCUCAUAACCAUUCCACACCGACUGUACCAGUGCUGUUCGGCGCACGACUACUGGGUCACGGUAGUUUUGAGGUUAGGUGCAUCCCCUAAUGUCCCGCUAUCUUGCCUUGGGCACGUAGGAUGACGGACAAACUGCUGGGAACACGCAUAAUGCUCAUUCCACAGCAUCCUAUGCUGCCACUCUACUUUCCCUUCGUCUCAUGUUUGCCCAUUUUACCGUGUGAGUUUGUGACGCUAAACUAUGCAAAUGACAGGCAAGCUGACUGCGCCCGGACCCGUCACGCUCUGGCAGUUGACUGUCCUUCUGCGACGCGGAAUGUGAGAGAAGCGAGUACGUAGGCGUGUGACUUGAGCAGAGAGAAUCAAUGCUGUUCUUGACGAUCGAUCUCUCUUUCGGGGCUAGUUAAGAGAGCUGUUUCUCGUCAGCUCAUCUCGUUUUUGGACGAUGCUUUGCACAACUAGCCUGUAGACAGUCCGAUAUCGCUCAUGUAGCUCAAAGACACUGCAGCGUUGCGAGUAGCUUUUACGCUAGCUAGAAGGUUAGGGGGCAUGUUGCAAAGAAUGGCAAAUUACAGUUUCUGCCUGCCUCGUAUCAGAAGCGGCAAGGGUGAGCUUCCUACAGGCGUCGCCCAAAUUUUCCAUAUCUUACUGCAUUUAAUUCAUGGAGGAAAACAUGAGACCCUGGAAUUUUUAGGUGGUCGACCGGUUUGGCGUAACCUGCUUCGCCAGCAGCGAGAAUGCUGCAUCUUCUCCUAUCCCCAAAUGGAGUCCAAAGUCUUAUGGCACGUGUGCUCGGAUUUUCAUGACGAUGCUCUCUCUAUGCUUAACCUUGUUUUUAAGAAAAGAGGUUAAUAAGUCGAAGAGUGCGUUUUGUGCAAAGCAAAUAGAGGGAAAGUGCAGUGUCAGACCUGUUUUAUUAGCGGACUUGGUCCUGGAAAAUGUGCGGUGGCGGCAGUCUCAUCUCGCCCGACGAAACUGUGUAUGAAGGUAUCCGGUGUGUUUACGCGUCAAAGUUGCUUUUUUCCAGUCUGUCUGAUUCGAACUUAUCAUUGGCCUAUAAGAGGGCGGAGUGAGGAUUCGGCCGUAUCUCCUUUUGUCUCUGAUGAUGGGCUCCAGCAGGAAUCCGCAACGUCAGGCUAAUAACGCUUUUGUCCCAACAAUCAUGUCUCCCUCUUUAAGAUGCAUUUGCCAUCUGUGCUCAACUUUCUACUUCUCCUAUUUCUUAAUUUAUGCCAUUCUUUUUUAGUCCUUUACGAAAGAGCAGAAAUCCCUUGCGUCUGAGUGGCAGCUGAAACUUGUAGAUGCCCUGGGUCCGGCUCCGUUACGCCGUUCCUACAGAAACACACGGCCUUCGCGUCGACCCACCCAGUACCACCCUUCUUUUCGGUCCGGCUUUUACAGCGUCCGCCAGCCGUCAUUCACCACUCCCUUCAUGCCGCGUCCACAGUAUCGUUUGCAUAGUCUGCCACUCCCAGGGGCCGGCUAUCCGGCUCACCACUCCCUCUCACCCAUCAGACUCAGUUCCAGCGGCUACACUGACAGCGUUGAUCCCCGUCCUCGACCGGGUGCUUUGUCCCCCAACUGCCCACUAAUCAACACCGGCGUGGUAAGCACGCCGUCAUUUAACGACGACAAGCAGUCCGUUUUCCAUCAGCAAGCCUCUUCGUACGAGUGUGAUCAGAGCAGCAAGGUUGCUGGUGCGUUUGCACCGCUACCCAGCUUUACUAAGACUCCAUCGUCAUCUAGUCGGUCAUGGUCCACUUUGAGUGCACGUGAUGAUCAACGGCAGCUCGACUACAUCCAUCCUUACCUCACACCUGGGCCGCGUCUGGGCAGCUCAAAUCUUCCCCCCAUUCAGGCUGGAUUUGGAGUCACUGACGAAUCUUGCCUCAGUGGUGGAAAAUCAGGUCACUACGCAUUUCACUCUUGGAGUAGCAUACCGAAUCCUGAAUUUCCUGUCCCCUCCUCGUCUCGUCAGCACCCACCACCACGGCCACUGCAGUCGAUGCCAGUUGUUGGUUGUGGUCCUGUUGCUGGUGGUCAGACUCCGCAUUUUCUGAGUUUACAUGGCGGUAAUUCUAGAUUCGGCAUGCCUGCUGCGGGUGGUGAUGUUUCAAGUGAACGCUUAGCAACCGCCGAACCGUCUCCUGUCUUCCAAUCGCAAGGAGGGCCCGUGGAUAGCCUGUUUGUAAGUGUUUGGAAGCUAAAGUGUCGCAAAAAUUGCUGCUAAAAGUCAUUGAUUAACUAAGCAAUUUUAUUCUAUAGACUCCCGCCUACUGUAAAGGGUUUCCAACUUGCCGUGGGUCCACAGUGAAGGAGGGCUCAAUGGCUUCACUUCCGGCACAUCCUCCACGACAACAAUCGUCAAGCGAGUUUCCUAUUCACGGGCAGACCCUCACUCACCAGUCCAGUGAUGAAGUUGCUGAAAUCACUUCCAAUUUAACAAAAGCCUCCCUCGCAGCAAUGCUGCUGGAGACACCAAGCACAAGUGCAUCGCCUGGAGUCAGUGUGCCGACGGCCCCAUCAUCAUUGGCUUAUGUUGGUGGCCAACUUGACGAAUUUCCUUCACGAUCUACCCUUGGCGGAUUAGAGCCGUCCAAAAUGCUCUACCCGAGUGUCCAUUGCACGUCCACUGCCGAGAUUAACCGAAAUUUGGAUCUGCUUACGCAGAAAGUGACAAAGUUGGCAAUUGACGGUGAGCUGUGUAUUAUAGUUACUUCUACGCUGUGGUUUUAUGGAAAUCUUAGAAACCACUAAUGUUGUGCCACUGCGGCCUGAGGGUGUGAGACGCUGACAGCCAAUGCUUGUUUUUGGACUUGCUAUCCUUUUCCCGUGCAUAUGUAAGGGAAAUAAUAGGAAAAUCUCCGCAGAGUGAAGUGAAUAAGCAUCAACUGUGUAGCAAUUUCGCCAGUACCUGAUUUCCUGUAUUUUUGUACUGUAGAUGAUAGACGUUGGACGUAUUUUCGUAAAAAUGCUAGCUUUCAGAAAAGAAUGCUUUUAGCAAAUUCACUGCUCGACCCUUGAGUGACCACAAUAGUUAGGUUGGCCAGAGCCCUAAUUACCCCUUGUCAUCAUUCAUAUAAGACAAAGAAAUCAUUUAACAUCUUUUACGAUUCUGUUAAUGUUCUGCAGACACGUCGAAACUCUUCAGUGUGAUUAGUUGGCAGUUUUCAUGUCAUAUUGAAGCAAUGUUUUCCCUGAAUAAAUUUGAAUAAGGCAAAGGCGACAAAGCAUGCGGUAUUUACUGACGUCAUAAAGCAGCUGAAUAAGAGAUCUCGAAAUUUAUGACGUCAGUAAAUACUGCAUGCUUUGUCGCCUUUUAUGUCAUAGUCAGCAACUGCCAUCUUUAUCGGCUCGUGUUUAUGCUCUGGGCGAUAAAUGUAGUGGGGCCGGUUACGGCGCUCUCGUUGUUUUUAUUUGAUAGGGAACUGUGACUUCAGGGGGUUUGAAUCUAUGUGGACUCUGAGCAGAUGAAAUAGGUCCAGAGGCAGAUCUGUGGCGGAUUUUUCUUAGCCGCUCACCAUACCCACCGGUUUUAUUUGACAUUUACCUGGAAUUCUUGAUUCAUCUAGGUGCAUUUAAGUAAAGUUUUCAAGGUGUCUGUCUGCGGGCGUCUGUCAUAACAUUGCCAUCGUGUAGUCAUUCGGAGAGCAUUUUUACAUUCUCGUUAUGCAAUUGCUGAACAUUCAAGUCGGUUCUGGGACCUGGUUUCCUGGUACCUUUUGUCUGUCUCUUCCCAGCAACCUCCGAAGGCGAUUGAGGUAUUUGUUUGUUUUUCUUGAUCUGACAAUAACAAAGGAUUAAGGUUAGCACCGUGACCUCGUACAUCCUUAGCCGACUGUUGAGAUGACUGCCAUGGUGGUUCGAUAGUGGAAACUGCAACGUUAAAAAUGUCUGGCCAUAUUUGGCUGCUGCCUGAAUGUAUCGACUGGCUGACAACCGCGAUUUGAGGUGUGCGUUAGUUGUGGACCGCCUUCAGAAAAGGUGUAUCGCUAUUGAUGACUGUUGCUGCAUCUAAAACAACAGUUACUCAGAUAUGUCAGCAUUUAAUAUGGAAUGACGGCCAAUACUUGGGGAAAGGGAAUACGAAAUUACUAACAGGUCAAAUAGAAAAUACGCUAUUUCUGCUCUUCUCUGGUGGUAUUACGCACGACUUAGGCCCUCGUGGACUGAAAAAGGUUAAGUAUAAGAACUGUUUGGCAUACCUUAAAACAAAUCCAUUUAUCUGCUGAGAGGAGCAUUAAACUUACUGCCUGCAAACUCGAGUAUAAACCAUCCUCUGUUUAUCUGCUUUAUAUAAAUAAGUGCAUCUUCUCGUUUGGUUCAGUUAUAGGGAAAACAUAGAGACCAAUAACGACUGACGCCGCUGAAAUUGCCUCCUCUGGUUAUUUUUUUUCGUUGUCAGCCAGUCACACCCCAACCCCACGACGUGCAGAUUGAAGGUUGGAACUCGCGGUUCAGAUGGUCAUUUGAUCAUAUUGUUUACCGCUUGCACCGCAAGCCCACCUCCCGUCGGUUGCAUUUAGUUAACCCGGGGUGGAGUCCGUCUAUUUACCCUGAUUUCAUAGCGGAGUUGGCAUCUUGAUAGUCUACAAUCCCCACGAAUCGUAAAGGUUGAUUAACAGCCAAAAAUCAAGAGUUGUUGCUGGUCAAGACUUCAAAGGCUAUCCUAAGCGCCAAUUCCAGCGUUGUUUUCUGAAAAGGCGCUUCUUUCUCACGCCCCCAUUCAAGGUUAAAUUGUGAUCUCGCAGAGUUCGAAUGGGCUCUCUUGGCAGAGCUUUCGAUAGACAACCUUCCUCAAGAUAUCGAUGUUCUCAUACACUCGCCCGCCCGCAUUCUUCAUUCUCAUUUCAAUUUGUUUGCCCACUAUUCAACCGAGUUGUCACAGAUUCCUGUUAUUUUGUUAGUUAUGAAUUACGGCAACCUUUUGUCAGGGGGCUACUCGUUGUCGCCUCCUAUCUUUCCCAUUUCUACCCGUUGCCACAUGUAGCCUGGUGACUCGAAAAAACGCUCUUCGCACUGAAGGAGAGCUGUUGUUAGCAAAGGCUAAAGACGACGGGAUAUCCUUUAUUCUGACCCAACUGUGUAAAACUUGACGAUCUUGGCGGGAUCCGAGCCCACGACAAGGAGAAGGCUUUAGUACAGCCAAUGCUCAAAAUCCGCCAAAACACGUUUUAGCGGGAUGUUCAUCUCUUUUUCUGUCCUAAGCCAUGAAUCCUCCAACUCCAGUCCUACAGCACCGGACGUUAAUUCAGACGCUGUGCGGUUAGACUACGGUCUCGUGACCGAAAAUAUCCCAAGUCACACAGGACUUGCGCCUGCCAAUCUGUCCUGAUUGCAGGGCUGCACAGGAGAGGUUGCAUUUUGACCGAACAAAAUGCAAUCAAUAGCUUUCCGUCCUUCAGUCAAGCAAGAACUCUUGACAUCACUCCCCUGCGGUUUUUCACCCUUCCAUUAUCCUGGCCCAGUCACCUCACCUCCAUAAAACCUAGUUACGUCUCAGAUCAAAUGCCCUCUUAUGCAUUGACGUUUUACCAAUUUACUCCACGCUUCUCUGUUCGGUAGUAAACACUUAUCUGCACAAAUUUGGUGACUAAUCUUAUAUCUCCACUUUCCCACUCAGAAUCGGACUCGCCGAGUGAGUAG
Spirometra erinaceieuropaei is the source of this 10634-nucleotide messenger RNA. NCBI's taxonomy places the organism in Eukaryota, Metazoa, Platyhelminthes, Cestoda, Diphyllobothriidea, Diphyllobothriidae. The record is from the annotation of a GenBank genome assembly.